Messenger RNA from Myotis myotis, 2423 nucleotides. It is a transcript of the gene PTGS2, whose product is annotated as prostaglandin-endoperoxide synthase 2. Lineage: Eukaryota; Metazoa; Chordata; Mammalia; Chiroptera; Vespertilionidae. The transcript has 10 exons. Bases 1 to 1815 code for a protein of 604 amino acids. The record is from RefSeq and is a predicted model, not a curated record. Gene Ontology annotation, molecular function: prostaglandin-endoperoxide synthase activity; oxidoreductase activity, acting on single donors with incorporation of molecular oxygen, incorporation of two atoms of oxygen; heme binding. Gene Ontology annotation, biological process: response to oxidative stress; cyclooxygenase pathway. Gene Ontology annotation, cellular component: neuron projection; cytoplasm.
AUGCUCGUCCGCGCCCUGCUGCUCUGCGCAGCCCUGGCUCUCCGCGCUGCAGCAAAUCCUUGCUGUUCCAACCCAUGCCAAAACCGAGGUGUAUGUAUGAGUGUUGGAUUUGACCAGUAUACGUGUGACUGUACUCGAACAGGAUUCUAUGGGGAAAACUGUUCAACACCUGAAUUUAUGACAAGAAUAAAGUUACUCCUGAAACCCACUCCAAACACGGUGCAUUACAUACUUACCCACUUCAAGGGAGUCUGGGACAUUAUCAAUAAUAUUCCCUUCCUGAGAAAUGCAAUUAUGAAAUAUGUGUUGACAUCCAGAUCAGAUUUGAUUGACAGCCCACCAACAUAUAAUGCACACUACGGCUAUAAAAGCUGGGAAGCCUUUUCGAAUCUCUCCUAUUAUACCAGAGCUCUUCCUCCUGUGGCUGAUGACUGCCCGACUCCCAUGGGUGUGAAAGGGAAGAAAGAGCUUCCUGAUUCAGACAUGAUCCUGGAUAAAUUUAUGAUAAGAAGAGAGUUCAUUCCUGAUCCCCAGGGCACAAAUUUGAUGUUUGCAUUCUUUGCCCAGCACUUCACCCAUCAGUUUUUCAAGACAGAUCAUAAGCGAGGACCAGCUUUCACUAAAGGACUGGGUCAUGGGGUGGAUUUAAAUCAUGUUUAUGGUGAAACUUUGGAUAGACAGCAUAAACUGCGCCUUUUCAAGGAUGGAAAACUGAAAUAUCAGGUAAUUGAUGGAGAGGUAUAUCCUCCCACAGUCAAAGAUACCCAGGCUGAGAUGAUCUACCCGCCUCAUGUCCCUGAACACCUGCGGUUUGCCGUGGGCCAGGAGGUGUUUGGUCUGGUGCCUGGUCUGAUGAUGUAUGCCACCAUUUGGCUGCGCGAACAUAACAGAGUGUGUGAUGUGCUUAAGCAGGAGCAUCCAGAAUGGGAUGAUGAGCGGUUGUUCCAGACAAGCAGGCUAAUACUGAUAGGAGAAACUAUUAAGAUUGUGAUUGAAGACUAUGUACAACACUUGAGUGGCUAUCACUUCAAACUGAAGUUUGACCCAGAGCUGCUUUUCAACCAACAAUUCCAGUACCAAAACCGCAUCGCUGCUGAGUUUAACACUCUCUACCACUGGCAUCCCCUUCUGCCUGACUCCUUUCACAUUGAUGACCAGGAGUACAGCUAUCAACAGUUUCUCUACAACAAUUCUUUAUUAAUGGAACAUGGGCUUACCCAGUUUGUUGAAUCAUUCAGCAAGCAAAAUGCUGGCAGGGUGGCUGGUGGUCGAAAUCUUCCCGUUGCAGUACGAAAAGUAGCCAAGGCCUCAAUUGAGCAGAGCAGACACAUGAGAUACCAGCCUCUGAACGAGUACCGCAAACGCUUUCGGAUGAAGCCCUAUGAAUCAUUUGAAGAACUUACAGGAGAGAAGGAAAUGGCUGCGGAGUUAGAAGCGCUCUAUGGUGACAUUGACGCCAUGGAGCUGUACCCUGCCCUUCUGGUAGAAGAGCCUCGCCCAGAUAGCAUCUUUGGUGAGACCAUGGUAGAACUUGGAGCCCCCUUUUCCUUGAAAGGACUGAUGGGCAAUCCUAUAUGUUCUCCUCACUACUGGAAGCCUAGCACUUUUGGCGGUGAAGUGGGUUUUAAAAUCAUCAACACUGCCUCCAUUCAGUCUCUCAUCUGCAAUAACGUGAAAGGCUGCCCCUCUACUUCGUUCAGUGUUGGGGACCCACAGCCCACCAAGACAGUCACCAUCAAUGCGACCCCCUCCCACUCUGGACUGGAGGAUAUCAAUCCUACCGUACUACUAAAAGGACGUUCAGCUGAACUGUAGAAGCCUAUUGAUCAUAUUUAUUUAUUUAUAUGAAUGAUUUCUUUUAAUUAUUUAAUAUUUAUACUAAACUCCUUAUGUGACUUAACUUCAAAAGGGGGUCUAUCCUUGUGAAGAUUUUUGUGUCAAUGAUUUAAAGAUGUCUUUUCUCCGAGUUAAAGGGAAAAACAUGUCAUUUGACAUCUUUUUACUUGAAUUUCAGCUUAGACUUAUAGUAAGAGCCACAGCAAAGACGUUUGAAUAUUUAAAUGCUGUUACAAGAUGGCAAAAUGCUGCACAUUUCUUUCUCCAUUCCGAUUCUUACAGUGUAUCUUCCACGAUACAUUGGAAGCAACUACCUGCACACUGGUCCUUUGAUUUUCUUCUAGCCAUUUUGCUAAGAGGAGCUCUUCUGAUCAGUUUACUUCUUCUAUUUUGUUUCUCUGGUUUCAAGAUAUGAGUUCAUCUUUCUUUGGACUCUACCUAUAUUUUCUUAUCUGAACUUCUGCAAGUUUUCAGGAAAACCUCAGCUCAGGACUACUAUUUAGCUCCUCUUAAGAAGAAUAAAAGAAAACAAAAGCUCUCAAAAAAAAAAAAAAAAAGGCCUUGAUAAAAAGGUGUGCUCACAUGUU